Messenger RNA from Etheostoma cragini (Arkansas darter), 2795 nucleotides. It is a transcript of the gene pkp3a, whose product is annotated as plakophilin 3a. Gene Ontology annotation, biological process: cell-cell junction assembly; cell-cell adhesion. Bases 187 to 2733 code for a protein of 848 amino acids. Gene Ontology annotation, molecular function: cadherin binding. Lineage: Eukaryota; Metazoa; Chordata; Actinopteri; Perciformes; Percidae. The transcript is spliced from 14 exons. Gene Ontology annotation, cellular component: nucleus; cytoplasm; plasma membrane. The record is from RefSeq and is a predicted model, not a curated record.
AGACUGUCUGCCCACCCCUCUGCACACACCCUGUGGCGUCAUCAUCUACUUUGACUCAUCUCUUUGUUUUGAGUAUACUCUGCAUUUACCUGCAUUGGAAAGAGUAAUUGUAAUAUUUAGGGCGUUGACUGUGACUAUAACUUUUAAUACUUUCUGAUGUCCCACCAGAUCAGAUCACCUUGUUAGAUGAGCAGGUACACUACACCAGAGAGGAGAACAUCUACAAUCAACACAGCAUCAAUGGUAAUGCCCAACACCUCGGUCACCACCUAUGGACUCCCGUCUGAGAUCCACCUCGGGAACGGCGGCACCAUGUCGGACGAAAUGGCCCGAGCGCGGCGUGUCCAACAGCAGGUUCAGAUGAGACUGGCGGAGAAAUCCACACUUCCGCGUCAAAAUGGAUCAGCCGCACACUACGCCAUGUCAGACUACGGCGGCUCUUCAACAAUGAAAUAUCAGACCUACAACCCAAACUACAGCUCUAAAUCCUUUGUGUACUCGGGCUCCAGAACAAUGGGUCCACGCAUAUCCCAGCGGUCGGGCUUUAGCGGCCAUUCUGUUGGCCCAGACCUGGCCCAGAUGCACAGGAUCAGUGUUGGGGGGGGUGGUGGUGGUGGAGGUGUUGUCGGUGGUGGUGGUGGUGGUUUUUAUCAUGAAGACAUACGCAUGGGCAACUACCAAGGAAUUGCCAGGCAACCGAGCCGAAUAGACCCAGAGACCCUCUCCUUGCAUGCAGUGCGGCAGCACACAGCGCAGGCAACUCCCUGGAUGGUGGAUGGCAGCGAUGCUGGCAGCAUGAUCUCUGAGCGUGACGCCACCCUCAGCCGCCAGUACGCUCAGAGCGUAAACAACGGCUACACCAGCCAGGUGAGGCAAGGAGGAGGAACCAUGACCUUUACCUCACCCAUGCGCCGAUCACUUAGUGGCACACUUUCCCGCGGUGGAGGGAUGGCAGUAGGAGAGGCUGAGGUCAUCCAGCAACCGUCCUUCAAAGGCCCAGCCCACCGCACCAUCAACAGGAUUACAAACCGAAACCGGAUGAGCGUCGGCUCUAUGUCUGGACAGCAGAUUUCCUCAGGUGGAAGCACCUAUGGUGGAGGCGGGGACAGAGUGGACAGAGGGUUCAUCACAUCUGGAGUGUCCUCUGCUUCCCAGGGGAACCUUAUGCAGCGUCAGGGCACCAUGUCCCGUGCCAUGUCAGUCAAAAGCAUGCAGAGUGUGGGCAGGGGCAUGGACAUCUACAGCGGGCAGAUGGAGAUGGGAGCCAGCAUGGGCAACCUCAGCGGAAUCAAUUCCUUGGACAUGGCCACAGCAGUGCAAAAUCUGAGAGAGCUCGACCAUGAUCUGCAGGUCCUUGGUGCCGCCUACAUUCAACAUGAGUGUUACAAUGACAACGAUGCCAAAAACGAGGUGCGUCGCUUGAAGGGUAUUGGUGAUCUGGUGAGGCUGUUUACCUGCGAUAACCUGGAAGUGCAGCGGUACGCCACUGGCGCCACACGCAACCUCAUCUAUGAGAACAUGGACAACAAGGUAGCCCUGAUCGAGGAGCGCGGCAUCCCUCAUCUUGUUGAAGCUCUUAAGGAUCCAGACGACGAGCUCCACAAAAACAUCACUGGUAUCCUGUGGAACCUUUCAUCUAAAGACAACCUGAAGGAGAAACUGGCCAGGGAGACGCUUCCUGAGCUGACUGACAAGAUCCUGAUCCCUCUGUCUGGCGGCGGAGAGUCUGAGGCCGUCCAGACGCCCUCUGAGGCAGACAUCUUCUACAACACCACAGGAUGCCUCAGGAAUAUGAGCUCUACGAACGACAAGACCCGUCAGAUGAUGAGAGAAACACAUGGACUGGUGGACUCUUUAGUGGACUACAUCAAGACCUCCCUUGAUGAUAACAAGGCAGAGAACAAGGGGGUGGAAAAUUCAGUUUGUGUCUUGAGGAACCUCUCCUACCAGCUCUACGCUGAGAUGCCUCCAUCUACUAUGAUGCGCCUGGAAGGCACAACCAGAGGUCAGGACUCAGGAAAGGGCGACGCCAUUGGUUGCUUUACACCUCAGAGCCGGAAAGCCAAAAAUAGCAAAUACCAGGAUCUCUCCACUUUCACCGAGGUGGCUCGGGUGCCAAAGGGCAUGGAGUGGCUGUGGCACCCACAGAUAGUGGGGUUGUACAACCGUGUGCUGCGUCAGUGUGAGAUCAACUCCACUACCCGCGAGGCUGCUGCCGGAGCGCUGCAGAACAUCACAGCUGGAGACAGGAGGUGGGCGUCAGUGCUGAGCCUGGUGGCUCUGGAGCAGGAGCGCAUGCUGCCAGUGCUGCUGGACCUCCUGCGUACCAACAAUGACUUAGAGCUACGUUCUCUCACAGGCUUCCUCCGAAAUCUGUCCCGCCAUUCCAGGGAUAAGAAUGCCAUGGCCACAAAGGUGGUGAACAAUCUGGUGAACAAGCUGCCUGACGAUGGAAAAAAGAAGGAGCCCUCCAGCGAUGUGGUGAUCAACAUCUGUGGUGUUCUCAAUAACUUGGUGACCAGCAGCACUUUAGCUGCAAGAGACAUCACCUUCUUUGAUGGCCUGCCAAAACUGAUCGGCAUCAAGAACUCACAUGACAACAGCACUGGGAAGAUAAAAGCAGCCAAAGCAGCAGCCACAGUUCUCAGCAAUAUGUUCCAGUACAAGAAACUGCACAAAAAUUACAAAGAGAAAGGGUUUACGAGACCGGAUUUUGCAGACCUGUCAUUCUAAAACCAAAAGUAACACGGUUAACUUCUACAACAGUGAUCAGGCCACCAGCCCCAUGUGGAAUA